AUGUGUGUCAUGCAUAGGUUUUCUGUAGCUUUCUUGGGUAACAAAACAACUUGUGUAAGGGUGUUCUCUGUUUUGUCUACAGCCCUGGGAUUCAUGAACAGUUCAGUGACGAGCACCGUGACUGAGUUUGUCCUCCUAGGCUUCCCUGGUGGCCAAGACAUGCAAAUCUUCUUCUUCUCCAUGUUCCUCGGAAUCUAUGUGUUCACCAUCACAGGAAAUGGCGCCAUUGUCUGUGCUGUGAGGUGGGACCAGCGGCUCCACACCCCGAUGUAUAUUCUUCUAGGGAACUUUGCUUUCCUGGAAAUCUGGUACAUCACUUCCACAGUGCCCAACAUGCUGGCUAAUUCCCUCUCGGAGACAAAAACCAUCUCCUUUGUUGGCUGUUUCCUUCAGUUCUAUUUCUUCAGUUCCCUUGGUACAACUGAAACAUAUAUUCUCUGCAGUAUGGCGUAUGAUCGAUACCUUGCCAUUUGCCGCCCAUUGCACUACCCAGCCAUUAUGACCCUCCACCUCUGCUAUAUUUUGAUGUUUCUUUGCUGGGUAUUUGGGUUUCUCACAUACUUGGUCUCCACAGUUCAACUCUCCCAAUUGGUUUUCUGUGGGCCCAACAUCAUUGACCACUUUGUGUGUGACAUGGACCCACUGAUGGCUCUGUCCUGUGUUCCAUCUCCUAUCACUGAGAUUGUGUUCUAUAUCCUGAGCUCCCUCAUUAUCAUCUUCACGCUGCUGUAUAUCCUUGGCUCCUAUACCCUUUUACUGAUAGCUAUAUUAAAAGUCCCUUCAGCAGCUGGCCGAAGAAAGGCCUUUUCCACCUGUGGAUCGCAUCUGACAGUGGUGUGUUUAUUCUUUGGGGCCCUCUUGGUAAUGUACAUGAGCCCCACAUUUGAUAACCCAGCUAAAGUUCAGAAGAUCAUAGCUUUGUUCUAUUCUGUGAUCACUCCCUUUUUGAACCCUCUGAUCUACAGCUUACGAAACAAGGAGAUGAAGGCUGCACUGAAGAAAGUCUUGAGGUUAGAAUGA
This is a messenger RNA of Echinops telfairi (small Madagascar hedgehog), 1020 nucleotides long. Its product is annotated as olfactory receptor 11H4-like. Gene Ontology annotation, molecular function: G protein-coupled receptor activity; olfactory receptor activity. Lineage: Eukaryota; Metazoa; Chordata; Mammalia; Afrosoricida; Tenrecidae. The transcript has a single exon. The record is from RefSeq and is a predicted model, not a curated record. Gene Ontology annotation, cellular component: membrane. Gene Ontology annotation, biological process: G protein-coupled receptor signaling pathway. Bases 1 to 1020 code for a protein of 339 amino acids.